UACAACAUCAGUGUUUUACUUCAGACUACAAACUGGUAUGUACAUAUUUUAAGAUAAAUAAGGUCUUUAAUCUUAAUCUGUAUCUGUGAGAAACGUAAAGUAAGCUUUAAUAUGAUAGUAAAGUGCAAUCUUCAUUUUCGUCCUCGUUUAAACAGUAGAUUAAUUUAUAUAAAGCUCACUGCUGCCCUCUAGUACUUAAUUUCUUCAGUUCAUUUAAAGUUCUUUGUUAAGUUUGUUUACAUGACAGAUAUAUUAUCACCAAUUUUCUUCAUUCAAUCAGUCAGACCUGUACUUUGUAUUCAGCAGUAAUUCUUUGACUAUUUGCCUAUUUUUACUUUUCAACAUAUCAAGAAAACACAAUUCUGGAGAUAAGCAACAGUAAAUUUAUUACCGUCCUUUCCUACUACAUGACCUUUUUUUAAAAAAAAAAUUAACCAUUUUUUUAAUUUGUCAUUUUAUAGUAUGAUAAAAAAUAUCAUAUUUAAGUGUGGAAAAAAAAAUCACAUUUUAGUGUGAAAAAAAUCAUAAUAUGGUAUGAUAAAAUAUUAUAUUUUAGUGUGGAAAAAUUACAUAUUUAAGUGUGAAAAAAAAUGUCAGUAUAGUAUGUUAAAAAUAUCAUAGUUUAGUAUGAUAAAUAUAAAGUAUGAUUAAAAAUACUAUUUCAGAGUUUGAUAAAUACCGUCCUUUACCAUCCUUUCUUAUUCAUACUUACUCAUUAUCCAGUCAGAAAUACCAGCAAAUGCACUGAUGAGAUGCCUCAUACAAGUUAAGAUUUUGUAUUUUAUGUGUGUUUGAAAUGAGAGAAAACUAACCAAAAAGAAGAUUAAAAGGAAUAAAAAAUAUUUAAAAAUACUGAAUGAAAACGUCAGAGGAAUAAAAACUUCAAAAGCUUAAAGUGAAAUAUCCUGCCUGUGACAGCCAGAAAUAGAUAUAAGAGCAGAAUCUGGAAAAUUUAAAACAAUCAGAUAAUAUUUCCUGUAAAAGCCUUUAAACCUGUAAUAUUAAAGUGAAGACGCCUCCUGCUGGACUCUUGAAGAAAUGCAGUUUAGGAAUACUUACUGUAAGUGAAUCCUGAACUGUGUUGAAGUCAAUCUCAGUUUUAUACACAAAGGUGGGCAGAUUUAUGUCUUAAAUGCUGUUAGUUAUCGCCAUUUCCAUAAUUAACUACUGAAGUUAUGUACAUCUACAUACAGACGACACUUCUGUAACUUCAGGUGUAUCAUCGGUUCUUUUUCACUUUUAAAACUUUCCUCUGUCAUUGUGAAAAACUUGUCCAGUCAGUCCUGCAGUAAACUUGAAUGAGUCUAUUUCUCCUCUGUCUGCCUGCCUGACUGAACAUUAAUGAAGUUAUAAAUAACCGAUGACGCUUUAUGUUCCUAUAAAUAUUCUACUGUCUGCUCUUUGUGUUUGUUCACUGCUGCGGCAGGAAAUUUUCUGUCCUGCAUUUCACCUCAUUACAUCUCUUCAUCCUCCCCUCAGAGGCUCUCUGUGCCAUAAAACAGGAGACUAAUGUCGCUUUUAUGGUGUCAAAAACCAGGAAUCAGCUGGGCCUCACUGAGUGUGAGGGUGGUGAGGAUCUGAUCUGGGAAACAUUUCUGCCAAACAAACAAACAAAGAUCCCCAAAAACAAGCAUAAAGAGAGCGCAAGCUCAGCACUUCAGUGGGUGUAAAAACCCUUUAUUUGACAACUCUAAAUCAAAAAGUGGUAAUAAAUUAUCCUCUACAUGAGGGAAACGCUCAUCUUCUCUUUUACAGAGAAAAAGCAGUUUGUUUACUAAACUCCUGACAGUACCACCGGUCAAUACUCUGUGCAAUAACCCACUUAACUCUGCGAUAUUAUCUGUGAUGUGCAAUACAACCAUUAUUUAUCAUGUGUAUUAUGGCAAUCUACUGCAUUGCUUGUGCACUUUGUAAAUAUUUCUCUUAUACUUUAUUCGCCUUUAAUAUAUAAAAAUAUAUAUUUUUUAUCCUUAUAUUUUUAUUGUACCUCUCAGUACUUAUUGUGUACUUUAUCUGUACUCCUUUGAGUCGAGCGGUCCUCUCAUCGAGGGCAUUUCAGUUCGAUUGUUGACCUUAUUUAACAAGCACAUGACAAAUAAACAAAUCUUGAAAAUCUUGAAUCUACAGUUUUAGUCAUUAAAAAAGACUUACCUCCGCUCUGCUCUGCUCUCUGUUGAUUUAUUUUGUCUUUACAUUUACAGCAGAGUCCACUAUGAGCUGGAUUUCUGAAGUCCAGAGCUGUCCCACCAGCAAAGAUGGCUCUGAACCACGAACUGUGAGAUGGGAGUGCAAGCUUCAGAUCUGGAAAGCUGUGAGUAGACUGUGUCUGAGUAAAGUGGCAUGUAAACACUCCACUGGACCUUCUAGGUAACCUGCUCUGCUAAUGUCAGCCACACUCUGCAAACCAAUCAUGAUGCAUUCAUACAUUGUCCAAAAGCAAAUCUAUUCAGUGCGUUAGUCCGGCUGAAAUCAAACUAGAUUGAAUUUCUUGAAGCCUGACUAACAUUGAGAGGUAAUGCUGCAUAUAUUCGUCUCAGUCAGAAAAUGUAAAUAUUGUUUAAUUUGUUGUUGAGGUCGAGUUCUGCGUCUGAAAGGAAACGAUUUAUCCUGCUCAGUCAAAACAAAACCUCUGACAUCAGUCUAACUCUGCCUCCUUUGGUACAUUCACCACUCCUUCCUGUCUUUCCUGCCUCCCUCCAGCCUCUCCUUUCCCCUCUCCUCUCUGUUUUAACUCACUUUCUUUAAUUAGACUCUCUGCUUCGGUCUAAUCGAGGAGGAUGAGCUGUUUGGUGAUGAGAAAGAGGGAAAAGCGCGGGAUAACUUUAUGUCUAUUUGAGUUUCUAUCAUCACGUUGCCUUAGUUACAGCUGCUAUAUAGAUUGGUGUCCAUACGAGCCUGGUUACUGUUUAACCUCCCCACCCACAUUUGCCCAGAUUAGGAAAAUCAAUAAGAUAACAGCGGCAGCAGCGGCCUUACCUUGCACCAACAACAGCCUUCUCACACUCAAGCAACAGACGCCAAACUUCCACAUUUUACACCUUGUUUCGAAGAGGGAGAAGUGGAUUUAAAACACAUGUGAGAGAGGAAUCAGAGGACGACAUGGUCAAAGUAAACACACAAGUCACUCCAAGUAUGGACCGUCCAUUCGGUGAGUACGCGCUUUUGUUCUUAGCACCUGUAAAAGGGAAAGCUGGACGGGGGCAGCUGCUUUGUUUUCCUCUUUCUGUUCGGUUUUUCUGCGCCGAAGCCGUGCGUCCGCCGAGCUUAGCUGGAUCACUUCCUCGCCAUUUUUGUGCGCCUGUUUCACACGGCUGUAAUCCAGGAGGUGUGUCACAGAUAGGGAGGUUGUUAAAAAGGCCAUGGGAGCCGAGCCUGAUGGUGAUGAUGGUUCAGAAGGUCUGGAGAUGUUUGAGCAGUCAGAGAGGGUCGGUUUAAGACAGGUGUCGCUAAAACAAUGGGGAAGCUGAAAUCCUCAAUCUGCUGGUAAAUUUGUGGCAAAACUAUUCAAGAUAUUUGGACCUGACAACAAAACAUCCCCUGAUUAAUAAUGUUCAUGUGCAACAGGUCUGGAAGUAAAAAGAGCAUCCAAGAGAGGCUGAGUCUCUGUGAGAGACUGCGUGAGCAAAUAGUUCAACAGUCUCCAAAUAACAGUCCUUUACAUUUUAUCAUAUCAUGAAAAGACAGACAAUCUCUGCAGAAAAGCAACAAGAUGAAUAAAAGAAAACAGGGUUACAGUGAUCUUCAAACCCUAAGGCAGCACUGCAUUAAGAGCAGACAUGACUCUGUAGUGGAAAUCACCACUAGCUGAAGCUCAAAAUCACAGUUUGUUACAGGUUAAAACUGUAGCAUGAACACGAUCCAGAGACGUCUUCAAAAACCUUUAAAAGCAGUGUUUCUGAUAAAAAGAUGGAGGUCUGAAAGCAAAGAGGAUACUUGUUUUCAUUGCUGCACAAACAAACAGUGAACUCUUUAAGGUCACAGAAAUCCGCACCACCAGUCACAUCCCUCUGCACAAACUGCUGCUGCUGCAGGAUCCAUCUGCUCCUGUUUGCUGUUUUGAACUCUGUCAGUGAAAGUAGAGGCCUCAGUGAGCUGCAGCAGGUGAUGUUAGGAGGGAGGGAGGGGGUUUCUGUUCACUCUUAGGGUCAUAUAUUGAAGUAUUUGCAUGUAACAGUGGGAUGUGCAGAUGCAAAUUAAUUUCCAUCGGCUGAAAUGUGAAAAUUAGAUCUCCUAAAGCAGAUGAUGUGAAUGAAGGGUGUCAUAAUGAAGCUGUGAGCAUCAUUUAUUCAAACCCUUAUAAACAGAUAUACUGUUUAUUGUAUUAUAUUAUAUUGUACUAUAUAUUAUAUUAUACUAUAUUAUAUUAUAUUAUAUCAUGUUAUAUUUUAUUAUAUUAUACUAUAUUAUAUUAUAAUACACUAUACUAUACUAUACUAUAUUAUAUUACAUUAUACUAUACUUUACUAUACUAUACUAUACUAUACUAUACUGUAUUAUAUUAUAUUAUAUUAUGUUAUAUCAUAUUAUAUUAUAUUAUAUUUUAUUAUAUUAUAUUAUAUUAUAUUAUAUUAUAUUAUAUUAUACUAUACUUUACUAUACUUAACUAUACUAUACUAUACUAUACUGUAUGAAAUUAAAUUAUAUUAUAUUAUAUUAUAUAGCAGAGUUAAAGUUGAAUCAAAGAGAACGUUCCUUACAGGAGCUUUAAAUAUGCUUUGUAAAUAAAUAUAUCUUUCUCUCAUAGUGGGCGCCAAAUUCUUAAUUUAAAAGUCCCAGUUGAGCCACAUUAAAUAUAUGUAUUUAUCCACAUCACUCACUUUGUAACUGAAACUUCUUCAGAGAGGACAUUGCCCCAUAAAACAAUUUUAGAUUUUUUUCUGUCUUGCUUUAUCCCUAUAAGCAGGCUUUUAUUUUGAAAUAUAACCCACUUCCAGUAGAUAAAGCUACAGAACUGAAUGAAAACAGUUGAAAGAAGGGUUAUAAAGUAUAAAGUCCUCAUCUCCUGCAGGUCUAUCAUCUGAAUCAUACUUUAACUUUAUCUAAUGUACUGAAUCAGAAAGUGUUUUGGGAUAUUUUGGUUUUGAUUUAAAAUCUGCAAUUGAACCCUCUUUCAUCCAUGACCUGAAAACCGUCUCACCUCCGGCUGCAGUCCUGAGUCGACGGUUUUGGAGCACAAUAGAAACCUGUUCUGAAAGGAUUUGUUUACCGAGCGCGGUAUACGCUCAACAAAUCUUCCAAAACCAGGACAUUUAUGUUACAAAUACAUUCUUUGGCAGCCGCCCGCACUAAGCUCCUUUUUGGCCUAGAGCGGGUUAUACUAUGCUUCUUUGUCCGAACAAAGUGCUGACGUUAUGUCUCUGACAGGCAUUAUGAACCUUACAUUUUAUUCCACUUUAAACAUGAUGAGUGGCUGGAACAGAUCUGGGUCAGUUUGUACAACCUCGGCGCUCGUACAGUCCUCCACUGUUUCUUUAUUUUUACUCACACAUUGAGACAAUCCUCCAAACUCUGUCUUCUGUAGCUGCGAGUUAGACACUUGGGAUUAAUUGCUCAACGGUCACAACCUGGACAAGCUGGGCUGUUGGCAGAAUCACUUGUUGAAUGUAAACAUCACAACAGCCCUUCAGCGGCUCCUCGGCAGAUCUCUGUUUGCCUACAGAGCUCAAUAACUCCACAGAGGGGCGGCGGGAGGCCCUGUUUCUGAAAAUACCCCGUCUGAGUCACAGUUAUCUGUUCAAAUUGACUAAACUGAUCCCUCAAGGGUCAAACAGGGGUUCCUGAUGGAGAAGAGCGUUUGAACUGCUGCUUUUAUCACAAUUUGCUGUGAAAAAUCUGACGUAAAUCCUCGAGUUGUGGCAGUUUGAGGAUGUUUUACUUCUUGUACUCUCAGGAUUUGAUCAGCUGAAUUUUGCUGUUUUUGCAGAAAAUCACUGAUAUUUUCUUUUUUUUUUUCAACAUGCAUAUCUCUGCUGAUGAUUUAUCCUGCAGUAAAAUCCUCCUGAAUGAUGAAACAUUAAGGCGUAUUUCUCUACUCACUUUUUUAAAAGUUUGUAUAUCGUAGUUAAAAAUGCACCAAACUCUCAGUCUUCUGGAUGAAUUAUUUAAAACCUGUGAUCUGUAAGGACCUGCGACUUUGCCGCAUAGAGCAUCAGCACCCAUUCACUAUACAUGAUCCCACUCAGUUACCAACAAAACAUCAACAAGCCGACACAAAAUAUUGGUGCGUAGAUUAUUUUAUUGAUUUAACGAGCAAAAGAAGAACAAUAGUUAACGUUUCCAUGGUAACAGAUAACAUUAAACUGAUCAUUAGUUUACUUGUUUGUUGUAUUUCACAUUAAACCGAACAUUUCCCAGCCCUCCUCCUUUUGGGUGCUUUGAAGUUGACACUUCUUUAAAGGAAUAUUCCGGCGUAAAAUUAAUCUAGGGUUAAACACACCGAAACACCGAGUUAGACCCCCCCUCCAGAGAUGAAUGUUGCCGACCGCUUACUUCUCUAGUUUCACCAACUUUAGUAACGACCGCAGGAUAGCAAUACAGAGCGGUCUGAGGAGCCAUAAACAAACCUCAACCAAAACGCCACUCUAUAGCCACAAAUAAUGCUCAGAACAGCACCUAACUUCAUCAACAGGACAUACAGGGUCACAGCCAUAGUACUAGACACCAAACAUCUUUUUAACUUUGACUCAUUUCUUUAGCAAAGAGACUAAAUACAACUCACCUACUAUCUUCCAGCAGCCGCUUGUUUGUAGCGAGACCUUGGACCAGUCCAUUACAGACUACAGUGGAGAUUCGCAGCUCAAGGAAGAACAUUUAUGAUCAUUUCUUCAUGGAAAUACAAUCAGACCGAGACGCUAAGACAGAAGAACUACCGUGAAGUUGGUAUUCACCUCUUGAGGGGGUGUCUAACUCGGUGUUACGGUGUGUUUGACCCUAAAUUAAUUUUACGCCAGAAUAUCCCUUUAAACAUACAAGCUAAUAGAGAUCAACAUUCUCGCCACAGUGUCAACAGGCGGAGGCGAGGUGUAACUUGAGUGACAUUAUCUAUGCCAAAGACUUUUAAUUUGUGACACAUUUGAGUAUCAAAAUAAAGCAGGGUGAGAUUAUUUUAUUAAAAACAUUAUCUGCAUAUACAGGAUUAAUGUAAUCGAGUCAUGGAGUAACCGCUUUGUCCACAUGGGGGAGCUAAAAUCAACAUGAACAGAAAGUUCUUCACAGGAGCUUUAAAUUAUUGAGUGAAAAAAACACCUUAAAGCUCCUAUGAGAGGUUUUUGUGAGUCUGAUAAUGAAAGCUGAAAUUCUCACUGAUGCUUUUUAUGAUAUACAAAAGAAAACGAGACAAACACUACUAAGAUAGGCCUUAAGUUUUUGUAUCCCAUGUAAAUCCAUCCAUUUCAUCGGUGUCCUAAAACUUCUUAUAGGAGCUUUAAUGUUUUCCAUCUUAAAUAACGAAGUUUAAACUUUCUCGGUCUAAGCUUCUUUAACUUCAACCUCAGACAGUUUGUCAAACUCUCUCAUGGUCAUUAAAGAGUCGCUAUCGUGCGUGAACUUUAUAUCUGAAAUGAUUUAUUAUAAAAAUCUGGAUUACAGUUACCGGGAUUAUGAUGGUGUAAUGAAUUAAUCCGAUAAGAGUAUUAAAAAUCUGCAGUCGUAUAGAAACUAUAAAUGUGUGCUAUAGAAAACAGACAACACUGUGUCCCAGUAAACAAAAGAUUCAGCUCAUUAAAUGAAAUUUAAUCCACGCUGUAAUUAAAUAUGUGCCGUUUCAGAGCGGCAGGAAGCCCAAUUAGCGUGUUUCUGGGGUAGGUUUUACAUUCUGUUCACUUGACACUAUUAAUCCGCUGGUUCAGGUCUCCAAUCAAAUCUCAUUGUGACAGGCAUUAGGGGAUUAUCCCUGGGUGCUGUGGGCCCUAACAGCCGGCCCGGCGGCCCCGGCUCACAGCUCAGUGCGGUUACAGUGGCCCUGCUUCUCCUCCCAGCCUGCCUCAGCCUGGCCGGGCCCGAGAGAGCCGCCACGGCUCAUGGGCUGUCGCUCAGCUGGCCGGCUCACUGUCAGGGCUCGGCCUUCAGAGGGAUGUAUGGCCAGGAUGGGACGCUGCAUUUCAGCAACACAGGUAAAGGAGAAAAUACACAGAAAGGCGGCAGAGAAGUAGGAUAAAGGUGGUCGUGAAUUAAGGGUUUGUGCGUUAAAACCACAGAGCCGUGGGAAAAAAGCUGCUGAGAGGCGAAAAGACUGAGAGCAGAGCUGAAGGGGGAAUGUUUACAGAGGGUUUCUCAGUGUUUCUGCUUUAACAGAGCUCUGAUUUCUCUAAACAAGAGUGAUGGAGGAUUGUUUUGUUGAAGGAAAGCUUUAAAAGUUGAUGUUUGCAGAAGCUGUUUCACUGAAGGACAGAUUUAUAGACGCACAUUUGUAAGAAAUUCACAAAUAUAAAGUCUCAAUAUUUCAACAAAGUGUUGUUGGGUUCCUUGUGGUGGAUCUCUGCAAUGAUUCAGCAUAUUGUGCAAGAAAUUUAGUUACAAGGAGGGUUAAAAAGCAGGGUGAAGCGACAGUGAGAUGUUUGUCCACAUGGUGGCAGCAGUAAACUGUGAUUUGAUGUUGUCUGACGGACAGUGAAGGCAUCACUCUGUGCAGUUGAAGGUGUUUCUCUGUAGAGAUCCAUUUACUUGUGUGAUAAUCUUAAUUAUAGUGAUGAAAUCUGAAAUUUGCUCCAUUGUUUUUAUGGGGAGAAGUUGCUCUUUUUACUGAACUUAAUAUGUCUGACUUAGCUUCAGCUCUGCUUUACAUGCAAACCUCGUAUUAAGCUUUUAAAAGUGGAUUUACUGCCUGUUAUAAAGAUGCUAAAACUGUAGAUAGAAUCAGUCUCAUGUGCAUAAAACAUGUGGAUUCAAUAUCAGGACAUAAGUAAAUACGUUAGACUGAGUGGUUGAAUUUUAUCUGCAUAAAUGUCUAAACUUUUCCAAGACUUGAAUCAUAUUUUGUAAAUACAGACUGGAUGUUUUCUAAGGAGCUGUUUGAGGAUUCGGUUUGUUGGGGAAGUUUCUUAUUUGCUGCAGUCGAGUUUCAAGGAUUUUUUAUCGUCUCUGUUGUGGUCAGUCGUAGUAAUCUGAAUGCAUGUCUGCGAUUCACAGUUUUCAUGGUGGAAAUCUAUGUUUGUUCUACUUUAAUUUCCAAUAUUGCUUCAGUCGUUGUUUGCUUCGAUCAAACUGCUGCAACCAUCAGAAAUUAUAACAAACGGUCACUUUUGUUCAGAAAAUUUGGGACGUGAGCUUGGACUUUUGUUUGUUUUAGAAGUUUUUUCUCUGUUAGUUGAGAAAAGAGAUUGAAUUUUGUCGUUCGUGCCGGGUCACUGAAAUCAAUGAGGAGGGCAUGAUCGGAGUGAAUUUGUCCAAACAGAGAGAGAGAGCAGACAUGAGCUCAGCGGAGCAGCCAAUGAAAACACAGAAAAAGAUGAGCUGAUGAGGAGAUGCAGACAAAAAGGAAGGAUGCACCUGUAAAACUGAUCCUCUAAGACUUAGUUUUAAAAUGUGAUUUUUAUUUAGAAAUCAGCAAAAUAUUUCACCAAAUCAGAAAUAUUUAGAGCACAUUUCAACAGUGUUAAUCUGCUAAUCAGUUUUAGAUUAAUUCCUCUUUGAUUAAAAGCUCAUUUCUUGCCGAGUGAUGAAAGAAAAAAACGUCUAGAAACUCGUUUUAAUGUGAAAGUCUUUAAAAACAAUAACUUUCAUUUCCUACAUUUAUGUUUCAGUAACUUGAAAAUAUGUUCUAAACUCCCCAAAAGCAUUUUUGAAAUAAUUAGAUUGUAUUAUUAGGGGAUACAACUCAAAAGGAAAAAGAUCGAUCAAUUAUCCUCAAUACCGUAAAAAGAAGAGGUGAUUUUGAGGUCAAAUUAUGACUUUUCCUGAAAUAAUGAUCUUCUUUUCUAUUAAAUAAUAGAUGCAGUGGACUGGUCAUCUAUUACACACCUCAGUAUUGUGAGUUAUAAUAUCUUCAUUUUUAGUCAGUGAGUUAUUUCUUCAAGCAAAGGUCUGUGCUCAUUCUAGCAAAGUGGGUCAUCAUUUCUUGUAAAGUUACAACCAUGACAGACUAAUUCAGUAUUCUGUGAUACAACAGUAUUUAUAUAUUUCAAAAUAUAUGUUAUUACUUUAAGAAAUUUAUCUGAUUCUGUUACAAAACUUUACUAUUUGUGAGAAAGUUUCUCAAAAAAUUGUUAAUAUUGAUGACUAAUCUUCAGAUCAGGGGUGUGUCAAGAGGGGAGGUCAGGGGUGGCAUGGCCCACUUUUGAUUUAAUCUGAUUAGCCGCCGCAGAAACCCAAACUAUGACUGACCGUUUAUUUGCUCCAAGAGGUGGAAACUUAAAUUCAACAAUUGGACUGUGUUGUAAUCGGCUCUCUGUGACUUUUGUAGCAUUCAAGGUUGGCAAAUUGUCCUUCUUGGGCGCUUAGGAUCUCAAAAAGGCGCAAAAACAUCUAUUUUAUUUCAUUACAUAAAAAAUAUGUUACCAGAAUGUUGCUGAUCAAUUUAUUUUUGCUUCUUUCUUUGUACUUUACAUUGUGACUUUAAAGUUCUUAGCAAAGGAAGCUACAAAGGUUUGUACCAUCUGUAAGCAAGUAUUCAAAUCCAUGUGACAGCCUUUUAUAAAACAGGAUAAAGUCACUGAUAAAGUUAUGAAAAGUCAUGUUUGGUAUUUGUUGAAUUAGAUCCACCAAUGUAAACAUACUUAAAAAAAUAUUCCAUACAUUUAAGUUAUGGUCAGACACACCGUAAGGGCUCUGCCACAAACAAGUGGCUGCUGGAAGAGAGUAGGUGAGUUGUGUUUAGUCUCUUUGCUAAAGAAAUUAGUUAAAGUUGAUGAAGUUAGGUGCUGUUCUGAGCAUUAUUUGUGUCUAUAGAGUGGCGUUUUGGUUGAGGUUUGUUUAUGGCUCCUCAGACCGCUGUGUAUUGCUAUCCUGUGGUUGUUACUAAAGUUGGUAUAACUAGAGAAGCAAGCGGUCGGCAACAUUCAUCUCUGGAGGGAGGUGUCUAACUCUGUGUUACGGUGUGUUUGACCUUAAAUUAAAUUUAUGCUGGAAUGUCCCUUUAAAGCCACCCCUGUAAAAGUCAGAGCCAGGGUCGGGCCACCCUAGUUUAAAAAGUCUGGACACACCCCUGUUUGAUGCCAGUAUUUUACUAUACAAUGAAAAAGGUCAUAAUCCAAAGUUACGUCUUUAUUAUGUCAGUUUAAAUCAGUAUUUUUCGUCUUUUUUUCCUUAUCUUAAAGUUUUUAUUUUGACAUCCCGACUUGUUUUCUUUCAUUAUUUUAUUAUUUGAAUACUUAGACGUUACUCUUUAAGUCUCUUUAUACAGACUAAAGUUGAACUCCUGAAUAUUUGAAGCUUGUUGUUGUUGUUGUCGAAGUCGUGGAGGUUAAACAUGUAUUGAUCGUGUGAUGACUGAAGGACCUGCAGGGAGAUAAAGGUGCUCAGAGCAGAGCUGCUGACAGAGGGGAUCAGGCCGGCAGUCAAAAUGAAUUCUCAGCAAAAACAGAGUUAAUGAUUAAACACUCUUAUCAGACACUGUGAUUGAUUUACGUCUUGCAUGGGUCUUCAUGUUUAUUGAUGCAAUUGUUUACUUAUUUGGUGCACAGGGGCUACUCCAGUUCUCCAGUCUGGCUGCAUGUGUGACGAGAUAAAGCCGGUUUUUAAAGCCGCAGAGUCGAGAGCGUGGCCUUCAACUUGAAACAAAACACGAUUUUUAAAGAGUUGUUUUUGCCUUAAAUUAAAGUACACGGACUAACUGAUAUUUGAGGACGUUGUGCAUAAGAAAGAUGCAUUUGUGAGCUUUUCAAAGUUUUAAAAGGAUUGUAUUUGGCCAGGAAAAUCACAACAAAGUACUGAAUUUACUAUAAAAUGAACCCUUUUUUGAUUAUUUUCUCAAAAUAUUGACAUUUUUAACACAAUUUGGUGCUCUCUAUCUGAAUUUACACUCAUAUUACAUUAUUACUCUUGGAUUGAACAGUUGUGGAAAUAUAACAGCUGUAAAUUUCUCUUAAACUCGGCCUAAAAGGUCCGGUCAAACGGCUUAAAUGAACAAAAAUACUCAUUUUAUGCCUUUUAUUCUUUUCUGUUUGAGCCUCAUUUGGAGGAUCUGUUUGCAGCCUGUGUUUAUGCAUGAAAAUAUUUGUCAUUUUUUGCAUGAAAAUCUAAAAUCACAGCCCCACUAAAGGCCAGGUCUGCAGGUUUUUAGGCCUCUGAGGACAGGUUAGCUUCACUGAGGAAAAGGAAAAAUAUGUUAUUUCCCAGAGGUGUUUAAAAGUAGUUUUCUCUGUAUCUAAAGCAGAAAGAGGGAGCGAAAAAGCAUGUUGAUAUAACUCAAUUAGGGGAUUAUUAAGAUCUUCAAAAAGGUCGUUUAAUCAUGAAUAAAAACAUCAAUCUGUGUUUUUGUCGCAGUCAAAGUUAAGUGUGGAUCAUCCAGAGUGGCACAGAAAAUAUGAAAACCCGCGGUCAGCCGCAGGGGCUUGCAUAAGCGGUGUUAUUUGCAGAUAGUUAUCUGUUGACAAGGUCUUUGCCAUGACACUCUACUCACCUAUCUCCUCCAUCUACAGCAGGAGAGCAGAGCAGCAGCCUUUUUUCUGCUGCAGCCAGCACAUUGUCUCCUUCUGUUUUACUCUUAUCAACAUCAAUAACGCUCCGAGACGAGCUCCUCAGACCCUCACAUCUCUCCUGUAGAGCGCCUCGCUCAGAAAGGCACAAAAUAAGUCCACAGAGAGUUUAUAUUCCAGUGUUGUUAUGAACUCCUCCAGGCCACCAUAGUCGUCUUUUCUCCUUCCCAGCUGCCGGUUUCUCUAUUUUGAUUUUACUGGGCUGCUUCCCGGCCGCCUGCCUUUCAGGUCAGACUUGGGGAAAUGAAUUGUAGUCAUUGAGGAGAAGGUACAAAUAGGCAGUGGUUGCAAAUGGAGUUUGGUCAGUGGUCGGAGAUUCCUAUUCAGAAGAUAGACAGGACUUUGUUCACAAACUGGAGUUUGAAGUUUCAAAGGGGAGAAUCACACAAGUGUUACAUCAGGUCUCAGCGAGCCUUUGACUUUUAGCCCCGGGGCAGGAGUUUGGGUGACUGAUUAUAAGACAGCACUCUCUGGUCCAUCACAUUUCAACAUGGCAGCUUCAUACACUAAACUCAGCAGGUGUUUAACAGCUAAACCACUGCUGCAGCCAUGACCAGACGGCUGUGUUUAUAUCCUGCUGCAACUUAUUCUGAGUGAAGGAGCAUAACAAUAAGGAAUAAAUCUGCAAUAAAACAUAUUUUUAAUAAUAAAAAAAUCACAAAAAGCAAAACAGAAAAGUCAAAAUACUACUACUGGAGCAAGAAGCUAAAGAAAAAUACCUCCUUAACUUCACUGACUCACUGCCUCUCUGUGUAAAGCACAGUAAUAAAAACUGUAAUAAAUAAACACAGUAAUAAAACUGUAAAACGCAGAUUUUAUUAUUAUAUUUACAUAUUCAAGCGUUUUAACUGAGUCCUGCUGAUGGUCCAAAAUUUGAAAAACACAAAAAAUACGUAAAAACCCUUAUAUAACCGAUUCACUGCCACAAUUUUUAGCCACAAUUUAAAAAGUCCUAAAAUUAAAGCUUCAAGUGUUAACUGUUUGUGAAGACAUAAAGGUUAGAGCUCCCCCUACUGGCUGGCUGCAGUAGAGGUCAUUAAUCUGUCUAUUUUAUAUAAAAAAAGUAAAAAACGAGUCAAAUUUAUUUAUUUUUCUGUCGUUAUGGUCAGUUAUUAUGAUGAUUUUCUUUUUUAAGAAGUCAAAUUUUGAUUAUUUGAUUUUAUAAAGAUGGUGAAAUCUCAGCUUUUGUUUAUGGGAAGAGUCAGCUCAGUCACAUCAGCACCUGUCAUGUGGAAAUAAAGGCAUGUUUCCAUCCUUCCUGCAGUCCAUGAUACAGCCCAUUGAAGAACAGUCGUCCUGCAACUUGAUACGAGUGUGAGAAUGCUAAUAUGCUAUAUUUAUGAGAUGCUGUAUGUCAGCUGUGCUUGUUUACAUAAAGAUAGUAGAGCAUUAAGUCUUUAAAGCAGUCAGAAGUUACAGGCGAGUGUCUGUGCUGCAUUUUUAACCCAAGUUGCGACCGUCUUUUUCAGACUUCAUUUAUUAAAAUAUGAAUCACUCAAGGCCGUUAAAGUUUAGCUCCUGAGUUGACAAGUUUAUCCUCAGAGCGGGUUAGAAGUCGCCCUGAUUUAUAAGUUGUACUCAAGUAGAAAAUGAAUAAAAAUUAAUCAAUUAAAGUAAUUUUGUUCCUAGUUUUGCUCUGGAUACAGGGCUCGACAGAGCGACCAUAAAAUGUAUUUAGGGGCACACGUGCGCAUAAAAAAAUCAGACGAGGCAACAAAUGUUUUUUCAUGUAAAUACUGCGAUGAAGUUAGUUUAAAGUUGGGUAUUUGGUGGACAUUCACUGCAGAUCUAUCUGUGUCUUCUCACUCUCCAUAACCAGGAAUAACAACAGCAGCGCGGUUAAAUCUACUCGACACCCUCACUGUCAACGUCGGUGUUGAAUAAGGGACCGUCAAUAAAUUAGCGGUUGAUGUUCUCAGAAAAGGCUGUUUUCCUUCAAUAGCUUGCAUGUCAUGUGACCGAUUGAUCUAAAAUUAAUUUCAAAUAAUAGUACUACUGUUGGACAAUAAGACACACCUCUUUAUUUUCCUAAUUUGUCCCCUAAAAAUUUUUGUGUUAAAUUUAAAGGCAAAUUUUGAACAUUUUCUUCAAUAGCCUCUACGUCAACGACCAGUAAGACAAACAUCAUUUGAUUAAUUUUCAUUGUGCCCCUAAAGUUCUUUGUGUGCUCUUUACUUUUUCAACUCAGGUGCACAUGUGAAAAAGUUCGUGUCAAGCCCUGGUUGACCAGGUGGAUUUGUCGUCUACCUGCGACCUUGUUCUAGAAAGUUUUUUAUGAUUCAAAGUUGGAUUCAGGUAGUUGGAUGACCUGGUUACACAAACUAAACCGGAGCUGUAACUUGAAUAAAUGUGUGUUGCUUUAUUUUGUCCAUGGGGUCCUUUUUUAUCGCCUUACACGUGUCAAUACUGUGGGAAUGUUGGUACAGUAUGUUAAGACGUCCCCUCCCCCCGCUUAAAAAUGCAGAUAAGUCUAUAUGAGAGAAGUCAGAGCUAAGGUGUGCUAUCUUCUUCAACUGGACAGUUUGUCAGUUCAUGAUUAAGAAAGCUGUAACAGAGCAGAUUAUACUUUAUAGUCCUGUAUACGACUGUUCCUUGAGGAGUUCACAGGAAUUUAAGAUGGGGGCAGCAAUAAAAGCACUUUAAUGACCCCAGAGAUAAGAUUCAGUCUGAGUGACUCAUUCAUAGCUCUGCACUGAUUCUCCCAUCAUCGCCCUCCCCUCUCCGCUCGCUGCUUUGAAAUAAUCAGCACACUUCUUGAGCAAAUAUGGGCAUUGCAGAAGAGCCGAUCGAACAUGGAGAAAUGUUGUAACGGGUGACCUCUGCGCACACAAGUGGGGCAACACGAGCGCGACAGGAGUUUGUAAUAAUCUGCUGAUCGUCUUUUGAUCAAGGGCGUAGUUUCGACUGAGUUAAUCAGGUUGUUAAAGACCCUCUCAGGUUGUUUUUACUGAUCAAUACGUCUCUAUCUGAAGGUUCGAUCUCCUCCAUUUUCAUUUCUGAUUGGAUCAGUGAGACAGCUCGGUAUUUGAUCACUCACAGUCCUGCACAGGAGCCCUCGGGAAUGUUAUGGUGUUUACCUGCGAGAAGGAAAAUAAUUUUAUGAGCUCCCAGUAUAAUUUGAGUGCACGGUUAACGAGAACACGUACGUGGAGGUUUACUGCAUGAACUCCAGAUCGUUGACCUACUGCUAUGUACUGGCACUUUCUCUUCAAAUACAAACUACUGUUUGCCGUGUGACAUGGAGGAGGCGGACACUCUGCGCAAACAGAGGGUUUUAUUUUCAACAACAGACAGAAGUUCAGUGUGAAAACAACCGAAAACAGCAAAAUUAUGUUUCUAUUGUCCUCUAGGGAUCGAGAAUGUAGGAAAUUAUUGGAGUAUUUCACUGUAGAUGUGACUCACUGAAACUUAUCUUUGUACAGAGAGAAAAACACGCAGGCCCAGAGUGAUUCAACAAAGAGCAAACAGACAGAUAGAUAGAAACUGAACAAAAGAAGAAAGUCACGAAGUAUUUCAAAGAAGAGGAAACAAAACAGUAAAUAAAAGCCAUGACAGGACUCCAGAUUUCAAAGAUAUAUCCAGAAGAGAGAUUAAAGCUCCUGUGAGGAGUUUUUAAUAUGUAUAAAAUAAACUGAAAUUCAUACUCAUACUUUUUUCAUGAUAUCCAAUAGCAAACAAAACCAUCAAUGACGGGUUCAAUUUAUUUUAAAUCAUGAUUUGACGUCUGAAACCGGAGCGAGGGGGGAGGAGUCAGCUGAGCAGCAACAACAAUCGCCCUGUUUUUAAUAAAUAAUAAUAAUGAUAAAUUUUAUUUGUAGUGCCCCUUACAUCAAGAGACUUUAAAGGGCUACAUCUUAAAAAGCAAAGAAAUAUAACAGUAAAGGAAUAUAAAAACAGGUUAUUGGUUAAAAACAAGAGAAACAUCUAAAAAAAUAAAAUAAAAAAAAGAAUCUGUGAGGACGGACCAAAAAUUCUGCUAAAAAGAAAAAAAAAAGGAAAAUAAUAUUUUAAUAUUUACACAUAAAAUAUUGUCAAUUAAUGAUAUGUUUGAUCAUCAAAAGUCAGCCUGAUUAGAUCUUUUGUUGCUCUCUAAGCCAGUUAAGGACAAGAUAAGCAAAACUGACACAAACCCAGAGUUCCUCACAGGAGCUUUAAGAUACUCAUACAGACGUCACCAUCUAUCACUAUUUGUAAUCUGAUUUGUAUUGAAGCUCAGUGAUGGCGGUCACCAUGUUGGAAAUGUUGACCCCAUCUUAUGCUGCGUUUGAGUUACCUCGGAAGUCAGAUGUCGGAGUUGGAAAUGACGCCACACCCGAGUUCCCAGUGUUUCAGGUACCAAGUCGGAAAAAAUCAUAAUCGGAGGUGGAAACAAGAUGGCUGCAUCUACGAAAGAGGAUGCUAAAACAGCUUAAAAUAACUAAAACAACAAGCGCUAAAAUAACUUUCACAGACGUAGCCAUCUUGUUUCCGCCUCCGAUUUUGCUUUUUUCCGACUUGGUAACUGAAACCCUGGGAACUCGGGUGUGACGUCAUUUCCAAUUCCAACAUCUGACUUCUGACUUAACCCGAACGUAGCAUUACUUCCCACAAAUCUUGAAACUGGCAAAGAGACCACAACCAGAUGUCAAUCAAAUUAGCCACACCCCUAAUAAUGACGAGCUGUUAGCCUAAUACUAAAGAAGAGUCAUAUAUAAAGAAAUGAGGUAAAGAUCAUAACAUUUUAAGUUCUCAGAUGCGCAUUAAGGCUCAUGAUCUGCUGCUGAAAAUGUUUUUUAAAUGUUUCAAACUUCCUUUUCUUUUUCUUUUUGUAAUCGUCUUUUAAACUUUUCUUCGACGCCCUUUUGAAGUGAAGAAUUCGAAAGCAAUAUAAAACCUUGAUAACUUAUCCAAAACAAAACUACAAUAAGAUUCUUUAUUGGCGUUAUAAAUAUUCCAAUUUUGUACUGGAGAUAAAAUCACAGCUGUGUUUUAUGACCGUGUGUUGCUCAUCAUUCAUUGACAAUUUACUUACCAACUUCAGCUCAGAGUUAGAGAGAUGACUUACUCAUAAAUAAACAGAUACUCUUUCUUUAGUGUUCUUGGGUUUGCUAUAAACUGUACAUUAAAGGCACUGUAAGGAAUUUUUAACUGCUGAGAUUCAUAAUGAUGGAUUUUUAUGACCUAAAAGGACAAAGUAGAGCAUUAAAAACAACAAAACUGACAAUUUAAACAGUGAUUUUUAACAGCUGUAACCACUAUUACCCAUUCAUUAUGUUUCCUGUAGUAAGGGUGUAAAGUCAGUGAUACAUUUAGACACUUGAAGACGUUUUUAUCGAGGUAUCUGAGUCAGAAUCAGAGGAUUUGUUUCCUCCACAUUAUUUACACCUUCUGCUUAGCAACACCAGAAAUCUUUACAUUUUUGUAUUGUAAAAAACAGAAAAAGAAGUAAAGUUAGUGAGUUGUAUUUCAUGUGUCUGUUAAUGUGAAUCUUCAGCGUUGUCUCUCUCUCCUUCUCUCUUUCUCAUGCGAGUGCAGAGCUUUUGGAUCAGCCUCACGUGCGCCUUGCAUUUCCACGAACAAAGGACUCUUUUACAUAAAGGCAUCACUUUGCUUUAGCAAGACUUAUAACUCCAGUUAAUAUGUGAGAAUUAACUCAGAUUUAGGCAUUACUCAUGGAAGUAGGUCUAAAUAUGACAGACGGACAUGAUCUUAAAGCGGGAGGAAAACCCUCUGUGUAUUAAUGCUCUGUUACAAGAAACACUUUUAAACUAUUUUGCAUAUUUUUGGUGACUUUAAAUGGUUUAAAGUAACUUUUAAUUAUGCUUCAUGAAAAGUUUAGUUUGGUUUGUUUAUAUUCUUAAAUCAAGGAUACCCUGUCCACAUUAAAUGAAAUCAGCUCGACGACAGAGUUGGUGUCUGUAUCGCAGCUUUUCUUUCCUCCUUUGUAAUACUGUGUUGUAGUAAUUUGUGCAGAAAUAAGAUGACGAGUGAUGGCACAAGUUUAGACUUUGCAUGUUGGAGUUUUUGAAGCAUGAGCAGAAACUGAGAGACACAAAAUAAGAUGGAGUGGAUGUCAGACAAGACGAUUAACAGAUGACUGUUUGAUGUCUGAGGAUUCCAGAUAAAUGUUGUGAGUUAAAAAGUCUGAUAUUUCUCUCUGAACAGUAGAGAAGUCAAGAGGUUUGAGCUACGAUGCUCAGGUCUGUCUCAGGUAUGAUGCUGAAUUUAGGGAAAAUUGAAUCAGGAGAAAUUUCUGUACAAAAAUCAAAAACCAAUACUGGGUUAGAAACAGACAUGACUCUGACAUGGGCUUAAAAUCACUUUCAAAAACCAGAUUUGCCUGAAGUUUCUUUGGCCAGAGCACCUUUAAGUUGAAGUGAAGGGAAAUGGAAAGUACCAUGGGGUAUUUGUGGGGUAAGAAAUUAUCAUAAAUGUUCUUCCUUGAGCUACGAAACCCUGCUGUACUCCAUAACGGACUGUCUCGCUACAAACAAGCGGCUGCUGGAAGAGAGUGGGUGAGUUGUGUUUAGUCUCUUUGCUAAAGAAAUGAGUCAAAGUUAAAAAGACGUUUGGUGUCUAGUACUAUGGCUGUGACCCUAUAUGUACUGUUGAUGAAGUUAGGUGCUGUUCUGAGCAUUAUUUGUGGCUAUAGAGUGGCGUUUUGGUUGAGGGCGUGGCUCUCUGUAUUGCUAUCCUGCGGUCGUUACUAAAGUUGGUUUAACUAGAGAAGCAAGCGGUCGGCAACAUUCAUCUCUGAGGGGGUGUCUAACUCGGUGUUACGGUGUUUGACUCUAAAUUAAUUUUACGCCGGAAUAUCCCUUCAAAUGUUGCAGCAAGACAACGCCUAACCACAUCCUGUACGUGUUACAACAGCAUGGCUCUGUAGUAGAAGAGUUCUGGUGCUAAAUUUAACCCUCAGAUUUGUCUUAUAGGCGUCUGAAAAUUGUCUACCGUCGUGGAGACACCAACAGCAAAUAAAAACAGACUAAUAUCAGCAAAAACGACUCCAGUAGACCCAGAAGCUAACCUUCAUCUUCCUCACUCUGAAUGUGAGCGGUGUGAUUUGUGUGCAUGUGAUCGCAGCAUGUUAAACACAGUGUCGGCUAUAAACCGGACUGGUUCAGAGUGGUGCGCAGCAGUGAUUUGGCAAAGCAGUGACCCUGAUAGAGCUCGCAUGGAGGAAUUGUUGAUCCAUUACUGAGAGAGGAGAGAUGGCAGCUAUCAAAGUUGUGCUACUAUCUCUUCAACAAAAAAAAAGGAGAAAAAAACAAGGCUGUGAUUUGUCAUUGAGGGGGUUUAGUUAAAGAUUAACCGGCAGAGAGACACUCCACCUCUGCUCCGGUUAGUUAGCCACACGAGGGAAGGAGGAGAGGGAGCCCUGCUGUCACUCACUCGUCUCCAGCGGGACGCCAUCACACUCAGCCUGGCCAGGGGUGCUACCUUGUCAGUGGGCGGAGCUAUAGGUUAAAAAAAAGAGGGAGGGGGGUUGGGUGGAGGUGUGAGAAUGGAAGGAAGAGGAGGAGGAGGAGGAGGAGGGGGGCACAUCAGCUUCUUGGACAAGUCUUUCUGCCCCUCUGACAGCUAGUUGAGAAUCUGUUGGUCCAAAGCGCUGGCAGACAUGGACAUGGCAGACUACAGCGAGGCUCUGGACCCAGCUUACACCACGCUGGAGUUCGAGAACAUGCAGGUGCUCCCGCUGGGCACAGGUGAGUCAGAUCUGCGCGUGUGAACUUUGAAACUUUUACUGGUUUGAAAACUUUGGACGUGCAGAGAGAGGGACGGAGGGAGUCGAGGCACGGGGGUGAUAAAAAGGGGUCAUUUGUCCAUCUGUGGUCUUCUUUUUUAUCACCAGUGAAACAUUAAGAGAUUUUGAUUUACGAUUUGUUGUAGUCGAACUCAGGGUCACUUGUUUGAGCCUGCGGAGUGAUGAUGAUGAGGAGUCAGAUUAAUGAAGCAGAGGUUCGAGUAGCUCCUGUUACAAACCGUCUUUUCCCACAGAGUCAAAGAGGCUCACAGUGACACCAACUGAUUCCUAAAUGCAGUCUCCCAUGACGUCUGGCCGGGAUCCUGAUUCUUAAAUUCCCAGUGAGACAAAAUGAAAAGUAAAACAGCAGAAAAGUCUCGUUUUUCUCUCCUGUAUUAUAUAAAGUGUGAGUGUUUGUUUGCAGCCUGUGUCAUGACACACUCUAUGAUUGAUUGACCCGGUCUGGUGACUGAAGAAAGCUGUCUCCAGUGAUUGCUUUUUCAGGGGUAAUCACGCUGACAUCAGUGACUCUCUGUUGACUCUGUUUGAUCCUCUCACGAAGGCGGCUUUUGAUCAGCUGUUAGUGAUCAAACCUCGGCCGUUCACACCUUUCUCAAUCAAACAAACUCCCCCCGAUCUAAAACUCGAACUUUUUUUUUACUGAUACCGCUUCAUAAAUCCACCUUUCCACGUUUCAGACUCCUCACCAGCCGAGAGCGCCAACAUGAACGCCCCGGGCCACCUGGGGGCGGGCAGUCUGUGUGCCAUCUGUGGAGACCGAGCCACCGGCAAACACUACGGAGCGUCCAGCUGCGACGGCUGCAAGGGCUUCUUCAGACGCAGCGUUCGCAAAAACCACAUGUACUCCUGCAGGUGAGGGCGGGUCUGCAUAACGCAAAUCAUGUUUUUAUAUUUGAUCGAACAAAAACAUGAACUUUUAGUCACUUGGUUGGAGAAAAGUCCCGCAAAAAACAGGAUGAAUGCACCAAAACACCUGUUAGAGUAUAAGGGACAUAAUCAUCUGUCAUCUGUGAAGAAAAGCAUCAAAUUCAAUCACUGAAAACAGCAGAAAAUGUGUGAUUUUCUCUCAAACAUGAUCGCUGUGUGCUCUGGGCCGAUUGUUGCAGCACAAACAAACUCGCUCCACUUAUUUUGCAGGUUCAACAGACAGUGUAUCGUGGACAAAGACAAGCGAAAUCAGUGCAGAUACUGCCGGCUGAAGAAAUGUUUCAGAGCUGGCAUGAAGAAAGAAGGUGAGAGAAUUUUAGACUCGAUCAAGUUUUGUUUUGUGUGUGAAAAACUGAAUUUUCUGGUUUAAUCAGCGAAUCACAGCCUCGCUGUGAGCCGUCCGCUCUGAAUCGAGUGUGUCGCAAUCCCCCUGAGAGGAGCACUUUGUUAAUGUUCACUCCACGGAGCGCCGGAGUCUCUAACCAGCUUAUGCUGAGCAAACAUUUCCGAGCAAUAAUAGCCGUAUACUGAUAAACAUGACAACCUUGGAGGAGGUAUUUUCUCUUAAAUGACUCUGCUUUCGUUUUGCAACAAAGGGAUCGAGUAGAUUAAACUUUUUUCAGCAUCUUGUCAAGUUUUAAUGAUUUUGAAAGUUUCACUCUUGUUUGUUUUGCAGCUGUGCAGAAUGAGAGAGACAGAAUCAGCACCAGGAGAUCGAGCUACGAAGACAGCAGUUUACCGUCCAUCAAUGCACUCAUCCAGGCAGACGUGCUGUCAAGACAGGUACGAACCUCCUCCUCCAUCAUCCAACUAUGAUUCAUCCCCCUUCAACAAACUAAUAACUGACUCCACAGUCUCUCCUCUUCCUCAUCCAGAUCACCUCCCCCGCCCCGAUACUGAACGGCGACAUCAGGACCAAAAAGAUCGCCGCCAUCACGGACGUUUGCGAGUCCAUGAAGCAGCAGCUGCUGGUCCUGGUGGAGUGGGCGAAAUACAUCCCAGCCUUCUGUGACCUGCCCCUGGAUGACCAGGUGAGACUCUUCCACAGACACAGAGUACAUAGUUGUAUAGACACUCUGGUCACUCAUCAACCAGAAGGGGCUCAAAUACAUGGAGUGGGUCUGCAGGAGAGAGACACGGAGUGAAAACAUUCAGCUGAAAUCUACAGAAGUGUUUGGAUUAAAAGUUGUUUUCUUCAUCAGUUCUUCUCCUGCAGAAGUUAAUAUAUCUGAAUCCUGAGUUAGAAGAUGAUGAGCCGGUUUUAAAGUUGUAUCCUUCCUCGGGAAUCAUUGCAGAAUCAUUAACAGUUCAUCACUGAGCCUUGGUAACUGAUUUGCCGAUGGAUAGGAAGCUGGUAUUCCCCCACCAGAUCUGUGAAAAGCUCUGGGGUGAAUAUCUCUCUGCUAAAAGGCGAAUAAAUCCUCUCUGUUUUUAAAGGUGGCGUUGCUGCGAGCUCACGCAGGAGAACAUCUGCUCCUCGGUGCUGCAAAGAGGUCCAUGCUGUACAAAGACAUCCUCUUAUUAGGUAAAACUGACACACCGAGGAUUUUCACUUCAAGGCAAACUGUCUUGGGCUUCACUCUCAGUUUCUUCAUCUUGCUCUGAAUGUGAUUUUCCUGCAGGAAACGACCACAUCAUUCCCAGAAACUGCCCGGAGCUGGAGGUGGGCCGGGUGGCGGUGCGGAUCCUAGACGAGCUGGUGCUUCCCUUCCAGGAGCUCCAGAUAGACGACAAUGAAUACGCCUGUUUGAAAGCCAUAGUUUUCUUUGACCCAGGUACUUUGAGCUCAUUUAAUGAACGUUUUGAUCGAUCAUAUCAGUAUGUGGUGUUUCUCCUCAUGCUUUCUCAUUUCCUCACAGAUGCUAAAGGCCUGAGCGAUCCUGGAAAGAUAAAGCGGAUGCGAUACCAGGUCCAGGUGAGCCUGGAGGACUACAUCAACGACAGGCAGUACGACUCCAGGGGACGCUUCGGGGAGCUGCUCCUGCUGCUGCCGACGCUACAGAGCAUCACCUGGCAAAUGAUCGAACAGAUCCAGUUCGUCAAACUCUUCGGCAUGGCCAAGAUUGACAACCUGCUGCAGGAAAUGCUCCUAGGAGGUGAGAUCGUUCAGUCCGUUUGAAACCAGAUCUUUGUUUGAUAUCCAAAGUUUAGGGAACAGAUUUGACAUCUGUGCUGCGUUAAUACACAAUAGAGAGAACUGUGACAACCCAAAUCCACAGUUAACCUCUUACUUUGUAACUCAGGCUCUUAAGUUUGUAACAGUAAGCACCUUAGUCAGAAUCAGAAUCUGAAAACUUUAUUCAGGCUUAUUACAGUUUUAAUUUUCCCAAAAUUAGAAUUUUGAAAUAUCCGUUUUUUUCUAAUCUUCCCUGUUAUUAUUGAUUAACAGACUUAUUCACACCAGAUUCAUACUAUUGAGUAAUCUGAGUGACCUAAAAUCAAUAAUAUGUUGAUAAACUUCAUAAACUGACUCUGUCAUCAUGAGGGAUUCUGGGUUCAGGGACAUUUUUGGGAUCUGUUGUCGACUCCAAAAGACUCCACCAUCAAACCACAGCUGCCCCUGCAUAUUAUGCGUGGUUUAAUUAUUACUCAACGAUAUUUUUAUUAGUUUUAUACAGAUUAAUACAGUACAGUGAGCUCUUGAAAAAGAGCACAAGAAAAAAGGAAACAUUAAUCACAAACCUCCCCUUUCCCUCAAGACUCUAUCUACUGCUGGAUAUUCCUGUUACCGUGAUUAAAUAACAAAUUCUGGAGCUAAAACAAAAAUAAAAAAAAAGCAAGUAAGUGCUGGAAUUCAGGUUUUGUAGAUAUUCAAAUAUGUAAGACGAUAAGAAAUAAAAAAAGUAACAAGAUAAUAAGUUAAAUGAACUACUGUGCGUGGUUUAACUUGUGUUUUUUUAUGUUGUUGAUCUUUCCAUCCAUGAAUUGGAAAGUCACACAACACAGACAAAAAAUAUCAUAUAUAACCAGGUAUCGAUGGUUAAAUGUAUGAGACGAUUAAAGAUGAUAGGGUACAAUCCAACAUGAUACAAAAUGGCACGAUUAGUUUGUUAUGAUAAUACAAUAUAAUACUGUAUGAUACAUUAUAAUGUGAUAAAUACUAAUGACUCAGUAUGUAAGAUAUGAUAACAGUUUGAUUCACUUCGAUAUGAUCUGAAUUAAUGAGACAUGAUAAGAUCAGAUAGUUAGUGAUUCGAUAAACACAAUUCAGUAUCAUACAGUUUAACACGAUACAGUCUGUGAUAGGAUUGAAUUUGAUUCAAUAGGAUAUGAUAUAAAACACACAAAAGGAUGUGAUUUGUGACAGUAAAAUCCGCUAGACUGGCUCUGAUAUGAGACAUUUUGAUAUAUUUUAUUUAUCGUAUCAAAGCUUUUUAAAUUUCGAUCAUACAUGUAUUUUUAUUCUUACAGAGGCCUGACGCGUUUGUGUUUUGUCCUCCAGGUUCUGCAAAUGAGGCUCCACAUGCACCUCACUCUCUGCACCCUCACCUGGUUCAGGAGCACCUCAGCAGCAACGUCAUACUGACCAGCAGCAUGCCCACGCCCAUCCACAACGGACAAAUCUGUGAGGACGAAAACACAUCAGCUCCACGUAUUUCAUAGGGUUUUAUUAUAGUGAUUUACAGAAGGGGGAGCGGGAACUAUACGUUCAUCCGAGUUUAAUCUCAAUCGUUAAUCUAAGUGACCUGAAAUCAAUGAUAUUUUAAUAAACAGACUGGUAAAUUUCCCUCGUCUCGCUCCAUGUGCAGCCUAGUCAGGAAGCUGGAAGGACAAACAGGCUCGGCAGAGUAAUCCUCUAAGUGCCCAUUGGAAACUAAUCUGGCUUAUUUUGUCAAAGAGAACUCCUGUUAUUCUUUCUUAACAUGUUUAAUGCUCUGAAAUAUUUCACAAAAGUGCUUAUUCCUCAUCUGAAAAUUAUGUUGCCCCAAGUUAUACCUAAGAGCCGCGAAUAUACACCUGCUAAUGCGGCACUUUCUCUCUUUUUCUAACUCGCUCCUGUUCUACUUUUCAGCCACUCCUGAAACCCCGAUCCCGUCUCCGCCCACUGCGUCCAGCUCAGAACAUUACAAAAUGGCUCAGGGGGUCAUAGCCACCGUGCCCAAGCAGCCGACCUCCAUCCCUCAGCCGACUAUUACAAAGCAAGAGGCCAUCUAACAACCUCUGUGUCCUUAUUCCUUCAGGUUUUUAUUGUGCUAAACCAGGGUGUUAAUGUGUCUCUGUGCUCAAUCAGCAAUGAAGCUGUAAACUUGACUGAAACAAUAAAACUAGCCGAAAACGUAGACUGUAAUUGUGAUGAUGUCCCUUGCAGAUUGCUGUUUCUCUUCAGGGAUCUAUUUGUUCACACAUGCAGCUGCAGCUGAGCUCAGCAAAAAAGCCAGACAAAAAUGUUAGCAUUUAAAAUGUUCAGGUUUGUUGUCGUCGUCCUGUAAGAUUACACAUAGAAAAUACAUUGUGGUGUAUAUAGUUUAUUAUCGGGAAACAUCACCUUCUUCAGUGUGUGCGGUAGGGCUUGUGUUAGACAUGGUGGCAUUAUCAUGUCAGUAUUUUAUGAAUGUUACAGCAAGCCUUACUUUGUUGUAUAUUUAGUGUUGCACAGUAUUUUAUUUAAGCUCAGUGGUGAUAAAAUGGUGUCAGUCAGAAACUUAGAAAAUCUUCAUUUUAUCAAAGCUAGAAUAAAUUCCUUGUGUGACUUUAGCUUUGGGGGGAAUUUUAAAAUACUCUAUAACAGAACGUAAAUGUUUGUGGUUUGAAGUGCUUAUUUACAGUUAGUGAAAUAUUAAAAUAAGACCAAGAAAUCUUGGUUAUAUUAGUGAACACUGCCUGCUGCCACUUUGUAAAAGUCACAGGCAGACACACUGAGGAAGUUUCCCAAUAAUAUGUUGUAUUUGUUUAAAAAUAUAUUCUAUUUUUUGUUUAGUACUUUGUCAUGGUUUAACUGCUGGAAUAAAUUGUGCCUUGUAACCUGUACUGCCUUACAAAAAAACAGGAAAUGUUUCGCCUUUUAAUGUGAAGAUGAAUUAAUAAAUCUCAAGGUCUAUUUUUA
This is a messenger RNA of Xyrichtys novacula (pearly razorfish), 26347 nucleotides long. NCBI's taxonomy places the organism in Eukaryota, Metazoa, Chordata, Actinopteri, Labriformes, Labridae. The record is from the annotation of a GenBank genome assembly.